Messenger RNA from Cotesia congregata, 1951 nucleotides. The record is from the annotation of a GenBank genome assembly. Lineage: Eukaryota; Metazoa; Arthropoda; Insecta; Hymenoptera; Braconidae.
AUGUCAUUUGUUAUUACCAGACUUCAAGAAGCACUGAGACACGGAAUCAUCAACAAGGUUGGUGUAAGAUGUUUUUCUCGAGGAAGUGCGGUGUUUCAAGAGGAAUCUGAAGCUCCGAGUAAUGAACCUCCAGUUGACCCAGCUAAGGAUAGACGUAAUCCUGUACCUGUUGAAACAAGUAUUCGUUAUUUAGCUAGUGACGCGUAUAAAGAGACUUAUGGGAGUGAGCCAGUUUGGAAACCGUAUCGCAGAAAUCACAAGGGUGCACUUCCUCCAAAAAAAACUAGAAGAACUUGUAUUAGAAGCGGUAUAAUAUCAACUGGUAGCCCAUGUCCAAUCUGCCGUGACGAAUAUUUAAUAAUCGAUCAUAGAAAUACUGCUUUACUGAAACAAUUUAUCUCUCCAUACAACGGCGAAGUGAUAAGUUACGAAAAAACAAACAUUUGUCAAAAACAGCAUAAAAAUCUACUAAUAGCGCUUCAUCGCGCACACGAUUAUGGUACUAUUACAUACGACGUCGACAUCAGACAAUACGAUUACUCUGAUUGCACCUUUUGUUAUUGUUGGAGGCGGAAUCGCUGGGGUAUCUUGCGCGGAGAGCAUAUCAUUUUUAGCUCCCGAUGAAAAAAUAAUACUGAUAAGUGCGAGUCCGCUUAUUAAAACAAUAACAAAUGUUGAGCCAGUUGGGAUGACGAUGAUGAAGUUUGAUGUCGAAGAAAAAGAGUCCAAGUCUCUGUCUGAAAGAAAUUCAUUAUUAGCAGUAGUUAAUGAUGUUGUGGCGCAAAUAAAUAUUAAUGACAAGACUGUUGAAACAGAAGAGGGAUUAGUAAUAAAAUACAAUAAAUUAUGCCUUUGUAAUGGAGCCAGAGCUCGUAUCAUUAACGAGAACAAUCCGUAUGUUAUUGGUAUCCGUGAUACUGAGUCUGUGGAAAAUUUUUCACGCAAGAUAACAAAUGCACGUCGAGUUAUAGUUGUUGGCAAUGGUGGUAUUGCUACAGAGAUUGUUCAUGAGGUAGAAAACAUUGAAGUUAUUUGGAUAAUUAAAGAUAAACAUAUAUCAGCAACUUUUGUCGAUCCAGGAGCUGCGGAAUUUUUCCAUGAUAAAUUGACCAAAGAUAAAUCUUCAGCUGAGAAAAGUAAUGUAUGUAAAAGAUUCAAGUACACUAUUACCGACGGAAAAAAUAGAAGUGGACUUGGCGCUGCUUUGGGCCCUAAUUGGCAUGAAUCGUUUGCUCGCAGAGGCUUAGCCGCCGACGCGAUAAAGGUCCAAGUUGAGUAUGAGUCUGAAGUAAAGAGAAUUCUCCGGCCUGAUCAAGUUCCAAGUACAUCUGAUGACUGGCCUGUUUAUGUAGAGCUGACUAAUGACAAAAUAAUCGGAUGUGAUUUCAUUAUAUCAGCCACUGGAGUCACGCCUAAUGUCAACGUCAAGGGCUUGGAAAAUCUUGUGCUUGGUCAAGACGGUGGAUUUUUAGUCGACUGGAAAUUAGAGACCUCUGCUAGUGACGUUUAUGCUGCUGGAGAUGUCAGUACAGCUGGAUGGGAUCUUGCAGCUCAUUGGUUCCAAAUGCGUCUGUGGACUCAGGCUCAUCAGAUGGGUCGGUAUGCUGCUAAAUCAAUUGUGUCGAGUUAUAAAAAUGAACGAUUUCUUCAGGAUUUUUGCUUUGAACUCUUCACUCAUGUUACUACUCUUUUUGGCUACAAAGUUGUCCUUCUUGGGCUCUACAACGGACAGAAAUUAGGUAGUGAUUAUGAGAUUUUACUGAGGAUGACUAAAGGUCUUGAGUAUAUUAAACUUGUAAUGAAGGACAACAGACUUCAAGGUGCGGUAUUAAUUGGUGAUACUGAUCUGGAAGAAAUGUGCGAAAAUUUAAUUCUUAAUCAAUUAGAUUUGAGUAUUUAUGGCGAGGAUUUAUUAAAUCCAGACAUUGAUAUCGAAGAUUACUUUGAUUAA